AUGGAUAAAGGAAAAACUGAUGGUAGUGCUAAACCAUCACUUUCUUUUGAGACAUUAGCUAACCGCGUCAUUGAUGUUGACGGAAAUACAUGGCUGCCACGUAGGGGUAUUGUUCAAUCAUCUCAAACGGAACCUAGGAAAAUCAACAUCAUUGAUGAAUUGUUAAAGACUAUGGCUCAGGUUCCUGUGGAGAAUGAGCAAUCAAACACGAGGGUUUCGGAAAAUAGGGAAGAUAUGGCUGGUUUUCAGGUCCGAACUGAUAUGGGUAGUGCUUUGAAGCCUAUGUCCUAUGCUGAUUCGGUUGCGGCAGCCAAGACCAAGAAAGUAAACUUCAGAACUCUUGCGAGUCCGGUGGUGCAAGAUGGUUGUGACGUGGUCCUCCCCCGGGAAUCUGUUAAACUAGUUCAAGACAUGUUAGCAAAUACAUUGUACGGGUAUUUUUUGGGGGAUCGGGUAGCUUAUCCGGUUGUAGAGUGCUUUGCGAGAAACAACUGGAAGAAGUUUGGUUUGCAAAAGUCUAUGAUGAGUGCAAACGGGUUUUUCUUUCUCAAAUUUGCGGACAAAGACAGUAUGAUGAAUGUUCUUAAAGAAGGACCUUGGAUUAUUCGUUCUCAACCCCUCUUCCUUAGUGUAUGGUCGCCUACUUCAAGACUAGAGAAGAAGGAUGUCAAAAAGAUACGAAUUUGGGUCAAAAUCCAUGAUGUUCCUAUAGCUGCCUAUACGGAAGAUGGGUUGAGUAUGAUUGCUACGGCCAUUGGUGAGCCAAAAUUGUUGGAUUCGUACACCACCACUAUGUGUACGGAUGCUUGGGGAAGGAGUAGCUAUGCAAGAGCUUUGAUAGAAGUUUCAGCUGAGAAUGACUUUAAAGAGGAAAUAGUUAUAGCGGUGCCUGAGCUAGAAGGUGAGGGUUUCAUCAAAGUCUUCGGACAUGUUGAUGAGUCCUGCCCGAGUCAGCCUAGGAAGUGCCCUAAGGAAGUGCCUAAACCUCAGAAACAAAAUGGUGGGAAGCAACCGCGUGGUCCGGUGAAGACUCCAGUUGUGGAUGAAGAUGGCUUUAUGGAUGUGGAUGGUAAAAAAGCGGCAAGGAAACCUGGUGUUCAUGUUAAUAAAGCCAAGCCAAAAUUCGAGUACAGGCCGAUUGGGGUCAAAACGAAUGGAGGGGCUAAAAAGUCGGACCCCUCGCCUAGUGUAGUGUCCCGGAACCCGUUUGAUGCGCUUAGGGAUGAGCAGGGUACGGUACGUCUAAAGAGCAAGGGGAUGAGGGAUGAUAUAGCUGAUUCUGAUGAAGAGGAGGUUGUUGAAGGGCAAGCACCUCUUCCACAAAGUUCUCCAGUGGAUAGUCUGUUUUUCGUCCGUGUUCAAGGGAUGCUGUUUCGUGGCAAUUUUGUUUUUGAUGAUGGAGGAUAA
Helianthus annuus (common sunflower) is the source of this 1407-nucleotide messenger RNA. RefSeq lists its product as uncharacterized. The coding region runs from base 1 to 1407 and encodes 468 amino acids. The transcript is spliced from 3 exons. The record is from RefSeq and is a predicted model, not a curated record. NCBI's taxonomy places the organism in Eukaryota, Viridiplantae, Streptophyta, Magnoliopsida, Asterales, Asteraceae.